This is a messenger RNA of Polyodon spathula (Mississippi paddlefish), 2791 nucleotides long. RefSeq names its product leucine-rich repeat-containing protein 70-like. The transcript is spliced from 2 exons. The record is from RefSeq and is a predicted model, not a curated record. NCBI's taxonomy places the organism in Eukaryota, Metazoa, Chordata, Actinopteri, Acipenseriformes, Polyodontidae. Bases 114 to 1892 code for a protein of 592 amino acids. Gene Ontology annotation, molecular function: protein binding.
GCUUUUUUAUUCAUUAUGCAAGCACUUGACUUGUAACAGUUCACAGAUUGUAUUAAUUAUGCAGUGGACAGUCUGAUUGCAGAUGAAGGGAAGAGAUCUCGUACAUUGGAAGAAUGUUUAAGUUUUGCAGUUUCAUGACCUCCCUGAAACCAUUUGUUAGUUUUCGUAUGUGUUUUCUUCUGAUGCUACUUCACAACCUGAAUCUGGGCUGCCCUAUCUCCUGCCAGCAGUGCUCAGGAACUCGAGUAGAGUGCUGCAGCCUGGGCCUCACAUUCAUUCCCAGGAACUUGUCUCGCAGCACAGCGGUAGUGCACCUGAGUGGAAAUAACAUCUCUCGUAUAUGUGCUGAGGAUUUAAGGAGGCUGAACAAACUCUCUGUGCUUUACCUGGACAACACAGGGCUGCUAUACAUUGAGGACAAAGCAAUGAGGCACCUUCACAAACUAUAUUAUUUAUACUUGAAUGACAAUCAGAUAGAACGAUUGGAGCCAGAAACUUUUAGAGGACUUUCAGAUCUUCAUUAUCUAUACCUUCAUCAUAAUGAAAUACAUUUUAUUCCAGAUGGAAUGUUUGCUGACCUGAUUGCUUUGCGUUAUCUGCAUCUUCAAGGGAACCGUCUUAAAAAAGUUGGAAGUGGCGUUUUUUUGGGCAUGACCAGUCUUAAAAUACUUAAUCUUGCAAAUAAUAGGAUUUCAAGGAUCGCCAGCUCAGCAUUUAUGAAUCUAGGGAAACUUGAGGUACUGUACCUCAAGGGAAACAAUCUUGGCCAAAUUGCAUCUGACGUCUUUGCAGGGCUUGGGAACGUCAAGCGCCUAGACCUGUCAAAUAAUCCUCUUGAAUCUGUGCCUCCUUUUGCUUUCAAGGGGCUGGAAAACCUUCAGUAUCUCUCCGUGGAACAUGCGAAAAUAAAACAUAUUGACAAAAAUGGAUUUGCUAAACUACCCAAUUUGAAACAGUUGACCUUAAGUCAUAAUAAUUUGAAUUGUAUUGGCUCAGACGAUUUUGCUUUAUUGAGGCAACUGAGGUACCUGCACUUAGACAGGAAUAACAUAAGUCACAUUGGGAAUGAGGCCUUUGAGGGAAUGGCAGCAUCACUCAAAGUCCUAAAUCUAGGCCAAAAUAAUCUGAAAUAUAUGCCCUCUGCUGUACUUCAGCCUUUGGUCUCACUUAUCCAUGUACAGGCAACUAAGAAUCCCUGGAACUGCAGCUGCCAACUACUUGGAUUGCACAAUUGGUUAGUGUCUUCCUCUGUUAUGAUGAAUGUUCAUUGCCAACAUCCACCACAACUGCAGGGCAAAUUAUUGCGCUAUGUUAAUCUGAACAAAUCUGGGGUUUGUGCUGUCCCUACCGCCACCAUCAUCCCUGUGGUAUCUUCAACAGCAAGUAAAUCCAAAAGUUAUUCUGUGCUUGGGGGUGAAGCAGUAGAACAUACAAAGCAAAUGACAACUGCUGUGGCGCUGCAAAUACCGGUCCAGCACCCACCUGUAAACCUAACUACUGAAAACAGAAGUCCUGAAGGUGAAGAUGCUCCUGUCUCACUAAAACCUUUACUGCUUUGCGAGCAAAGAAUCACUAAGCUGAACCAGGAUUUUGACAUUCUCUUAGUAUUUUUCGUCUUUGCGUGUGUACUGAUUUUAGCCAUGUUGUAUAAAUUGCUCCAUCUUAAGCAUAGGCUAAAAAUGGUGGAAGGGGAGAAUGUGUUGGAAUAUUUCAGUUUCUAUCAGUCAGCACACUACAAUGUGAGUCAACCUGCCUCGCCUCCACCAAAUCUUCUACCAGCAGUUGCUCCAGAUGUGGUAGGAAACAGCACAGCAGGUCAGAUGGGGCCCUUCAAACAAAACAAUAAUGGAAAUCAGACGCAAGUCAUUCUGUUUGAACAUUCAGUUCUAUGAUUGUUUGAUCUGGACUGACACCAUUGAAGGCACUGUCCUGGGAAAUAUUCCAUUAGUAUAUAAAAGCUAUUCAUUUAAUGUUGCUAUUUCAGUUCGUAGUUCUCUAUCAAUAAUACAUUAUUAUUAUUAUUGAAGCUAAUUCAAGUUAUUGGAGCCAUUGAAAUGAUUGACGGUGCCCUUUGUACCUCAAAGUAAUAUAGCAGUAUUUACUGUACAAUGUUACAUUACAUUUUAAACAAUGUUUUGACUGAUUAGAGUAUAUUUUUUUUGUUUCCCAAAGUAUUUUUUUAAACUGCUAUGAUAAACUUAUGAUGUCUGCAUUCGCCCAUUUCCCUUCUUGGCAGUCUUUAAUAACCAAUUUUUUGACAACCUGUAUAAUCAACUCCAUUGUGCCCCUUCAAUUUGCUCUACAGAGAAGCUUACCUAGGUGGUUUGUGAAAACUUUGUUUUUAAUGCAUGCAGCUAAUAAUCAGGCUGCUUUUGUUGCAGAAGGGGACAGGGGAAAUGUACUCUCAUAUAUAUUGUCAUUUUUCAGUGGCAGUAAUUAUUUAAUUGAAUACAUUGUUGUGGACAUUCUUAUGCUUCUGUAUCAUCAACUUAAAUUGUAAAUAUAAAAUUUGAAACAUUUCUGUCAUUUCACUAACCCACCAUUGCAAGACACGUUGAACGGUGACAUAUGUUUAUAUAAGCAGGUGUUUUAAAGCCAAACACAUAGGCAUGAACAAGGUGUGACUUGAGGAUUGCAGUAUUUUCACCAUGUGCUUUGCACAGAGAGCCUUUUUUCAACUCUCAAAGCAGAACAGACCACAUAGCAGAUAAGCUCUUUGUUGAUGCGUACAGCAAACACUAUAGCUAGACAAGACCAUAAUCUGACACUUGAGAAAGAACAAAGAAAGGGG